GAAACUGUCAGAGAACUGUACUGCUCGGCGGAGUUUACGGAAAGGCUGCAUAGCGAGCUUAUUUUUCUUGCACAGGCCUUAACUAUUUCUUUUUCUAUCACUGCAUUUCUGGGGAACUUUCUGAUCCUAAUUGCUCUGCACAAGGAAACUUUACUUCAUUCGCCUUCCAAACUCCUGUAUCGUAACCUAGCGAUAGCUGAUCUCUGUGUUGGUAUCAUUACAGAGCCUUUGGCUGUGACUUACUGGACUUCUGUUGUGAACGAAAGAUGGGAUAUUUGCUAUUACGCAUUUUGGGCAGUAUCUUACUCAGGUUUUAUUUUGUGUGCAGUAUCUUUAUUAACAGUGACUGCAAUAAGCGUGGACAGACUUCUCGCCUUGUUGCUGGGGCUCAAAUACAGACAAGUUGUAACCUAUAGAAGAACAUGUAUAACUGUGACUGGUUUUUGGAUUUUGUCCAUCGUCGGUGCAUCUACUCUCUUUUUGAAUCGUCGUAUAACUUCAUGGUAUCAAUACAUAGGUACUCCUUUGUGUCUGGUCACCACAAUCUUCGCUUACACAAAAAUUUUCUGUACUCUGCGUCAUAACCAAAUUCAUGUUCAGAACCAUGUUGCUCAAGGACAACCGAGCCAAGCAAUUCCACUGAACAUAGCUCGAUACAGAAAGGCAGUGUACAGUGUACUGUGGGUGCAAGGAACAUUGGGUAUUUGUUAUCUUCCAUAUACUAUAGCGGUCUUUUUGACACCUCAGAGAGGGAUGCCUUUAUCGAUUUACCUUGCCAGGAAUUUCACACUUAGCAUGGUUUUCUUUAACUCGUCAUUAAACCCGUUACUGUACUGCUGGAAGAUCAGAGAAGUAAGGCAAGCUGUAAAAGAAACAUUAAGGCAACUCUUCUGUAGAUCGAGUUAGUUUCUACGAUUUCCAUCCGUUGAUUCUUGCUCUAUUUAAAACUUGCUUUCAAGGUAAAAUUAUCUGAAUUUAACGCAGUUAACGUUAACUGUAAAUGUAUUGUAUUGUAUUGUAUUGUUGCAGUACUGUUGGAAGGUCAGAGAAAUAAGGCAAGCUGUAAAAGAAACAUUAAGGCAACUCUCCUGUUGAUCGAGUUAGUUUUCUAGGCUUCUAAUUCCAGCUCUCUCUUGCCAGCUCUUAAUUCUACUUGAAUCCUCGUUGAUAUUAAGCGAUUUUUAACUGUAAGUAUAUUAUACUGAAAGCAUAUUUUAUGAAGGCAUGUCACCUGUUCUUUAGGGGCAAGUAUAUUAAUCUUGGACUAAAAAUCCAAAGGUGUUAUCUUUAUUGUUUAGUGACAUGACGUGUAAACAACACGCAAGAGCUUGUUCAUUUACGAAUAAAGAGCUAGUAAAGAAAUAGUGUUCGAGGGCUCCAUUCCUUUGUCUCUUCUCGGCUUCAUUGUUUCCAAUAAUGAUAUUCCAUUUCCAAAAACCUCUUAAUUUCAUCCCAACUACAUUUCUAUCUGUUCUUUCUUGGUGCAAACUCAAAAUAAGUAACAUUAGGAUGCAAAUGAAAGAUACCGAAAGCGCACAUAUUAACAUAAAUGAAAUUUCCUGUCUGAUACUGAUAAAGGCAUCUGUUUAAUGAUUAACACCUACGGGUUACCCUAGUUCUCAGGCUCAUUAGUCCGCGGGGCCUACGUCACCGAAAUGCAUUGAUCAAGAACGCCUAGGAAGACGCCGUACAUGGCAACCUCGUCCCCAGGGCGCUUUUCUCUAGCUUUGGAGGUGGGGAAGAUAGUUGUGCCCUAAGUAAACUACUGUGGGUAUUGACUACACAAUAACAUUUUACAUUUUGCCCAAACACGCACAGUAAUUUUCAAGGCCAAUAACUCCUCUAGUGGGGCUAAUUUAACUCCUUACAGUGGAGUUAUUUUGGGGGGAAUUAUUUUAACUCCAAAAAGGAGUUUAAAGAACUCUUUUUCAGGAGUAAAAGUGACCCCAGAUAUUGAGGAGUUAAAAUAACCCCAAAAAAGGAGUUAUCCUGUACCUAACAUUUUUAAUCCACUUUCAGAGUUAAAUUAACUCCAAAAGGAGUAAAAACAACCCAUGUAAGGAGUAAAAAUAACCCCACUGCAGAGUUAUUUUAACUCCAGACUGGGAGUAAAAAGAACUCUUUGUCAGGAGUGAAAAUGAUAGGCUUGAUUACCAGCCGCUGUUCGGGAAAAUGAGCCCGCACUCAUCCCUCUCAUCUCUCUUCGGGGAGGAUCAAAGACCGGACCCGGGAGACGGUGGAAAUCGAGCCUAUAAAAAUGACGGACCCCAAAUUCGGAGAUAAAUUAGGAGUUAAUAUAAAGUAACCCCAAAAAGGGGUUAUCCUGUACCUAAAAUUUUUACUCCAUUUUUGGAGUCAUAACUCCCCAAAAAUCACUUUACGGUCACAAAAGGAAAACUGUGGCAUGUGUCAGAGGGCAUUCGUUUUUCGCAUUUGUUUACGAAAAAUGUUUCCUUUUGGCGUGAAAGCAAAUCCACACGACCACACUUAAAUGUUUUGCAAGAAAGUGCCACCAUCGUACUAUGUAAUAUACCCGAAAAACCUAGCUUUAUUAUGAUAGGGGUACAAGAACUUUAUCGGUAAGUACUAACUGUAACUGAAUAAUGAAAGGCAAACGGCCGCGAGUUGCAAGUUAGAAUGGAUAUCUUUAUUUUAUACCUAAUUAUUACUGAUAGUUAUGGGGCUCACUCAAUCGAAACCUAUCUCAACCGACCCGAAAAAGACGGGCGUGUUUUUUCUUCACAAUCAGUAUUCGAUUGGUCGCGCUCUCAUUUUUCGUGGAUGGGUGGGGAGGGGGUAAUCUUGAGGGAGGUGCUAACACCGCAACACCGCACAGAAAAACGUAUAAACACCGCACAGAAGAACAUAAGAAAACGGAAAACCGAACUGAAAUUACCCAAAAUUUCUAAAUACCGCAAACCGCUUGGUUUUGUAAAACGGCAAUACCGCAACUUAAAAAUAACAAUUUCCGCAAAUCGCAUCACCGCAAACCCUUACAUCCCCCUCCUGGUAAAGGCCCUAACAGUCGGUAUAAUCGAAUGCUGCCUUCUGGCUUCCUCAGUUGUUUAUUUACGGGUCUAAACGGAGAUGAAAAUGCUUCGAGAGCAUCCCCCAUCAAAGGAAGUACACCUCUCUUCCCCGCGGCUUAUACCGGUACUAAGCUGCUAUAAAAAACUGAGACAUCCGUCAAAACGUCUGAUCAGUAAAGUAAAAAUAAUUGAGGCGCAAAAACCGCUUUUUUUCCAAACGUAAUAUGAGGCAAUUACUUUUUCUUUUAAAAAAAUUUUAAUUUAAGAUGAAGGGUCACCCUGUUUAUUAACCAAUUUCCUGAGCAUCAAUUACACAGUCACUAACAUUUGCAUUUUUCCUAACAAAACUGAGGGUCUUAGAGAACGCUAAUAAGCAUUAGAAGACCUUUGUUUACAGUGGAUCAUUUUUUGGAUCUAUACGAACCUUUACUAGAUAUCAAGCCUCAUGUCGUCGUCCCAAUAUCUGAACACAUACGCUAUAACCCCUCCGGUACCCUCUGUAAGAAAAUAACUUUAAAGAUGAGGGAAUGUUUUUCCUCCUCAUUUAUCCCGCAUUUUAUAUAAGAGUGAUAUAUAAAUGAAGGGUUUGCUUGCACUAAGAUGUUCAUGAUGUUUUCGUCCGUUUUCUUUUUCAUCAUAACGGACCCAAAAUUAAAAGUUGCACUUAUUGCGUUCUAAUUGUUAUAACCAUGUGGGUAUCUAGAAACAGAAUUAAUUCAGUUUUUUCCUCAAAGUUUUGUAGAAAAACUUGAUAAAAAUUAAAACAAAAAGGAUUGACAAAGGUCAUUAUCGCGCAUCCAUAACAGACAACAAAAUUACCGCAGCCCAUUCAGUUUGAUGUGUUUGCCGACUGACAAGACUUCCUCUACUACGGAAAACUCAUUAAAAUCGUCAGUGAGGCUCAUUAAAGUUCGGUGUCAGCUUGAAACACUUCUUCAUUGUUUUUGCUAAACCCUGACUACAACUUUUAAGUUAGAACAAAAUAAAACUCAUGUCCUUUGUUGUUAUUUGAAACGCGGAUCGUGAUAAUUACAGGCGUGAUAUUUACAGAAGAAUUAGCAAAUAAUAACGAUAACGACAACAUAGAGGAUAUUACAUGGCCGCGCGGGGAUUCGAAUUUUGUCUUCGAGUGCUGAAAGUAUCUCUCACUCGUUCGCUUCGCUUUCAGCACGAGAAGAUAAAAUUCGUAUCCCCAAGCGGCCAUGUAAUGUUCUGUUUAUUUUAUAGAUACUGAUGAAAUUCCUACAUAAAACACAACCUUUUUUUUGUUUAUUUUCGAAACAGCAAAAUAGUGCAAUUAAAGUGGUCACCUAUCGCAAAAUGCCCGUCACAAAAAUGUUAUGAAACUCGGAUAUAAAGUUAUAAAGGAGAAAUAAAGACAAUAAUUAAUCAUGUUAGUAACCAUGGUGACACCAAUAUCCACACACGUGAAAGAUAAAUCUUUAUCUUCACUGCGCGCGAUGAAGAUAUGAUUUUUUAGUAAAAGGAAAAAUCCUGAUAUUUCAUCAUGAUCUAUAUAAUAAAAUAAUUUAUUUAACCACGUUAUCGUCUAAGAGCACAAGUGCUCGUUCAAAAGACGAACGUGCAUUAAAUCCUCAUGUAUAAUAACAAUAUCUGGUAUAUAUAUAAAAAAUAAAUAUAUCAUCUAUCAUCUAUGUAUACAUGAAUAUAAAAAAUUACAAAAAUUACAAAAAAAAAAAGAAAUAAAAAAUAUGAAAAUUACGGCUGAAUUGAUCUUAGCUUAGAUUGAAGAAGUACCGAGACAACUUUGCUCGACCUUUCUUGGCCCUGUGAGCUUUUUUCUUUUACGUUUAGUUAAUAGUUUUUGCACGUUUAUGACUCUAUAAAUUACUUCUGAUCAUUAUUUAUUAAUACGCGACAAAUUAACGUAUAUAGCCAGUUUAGGUAAAUAGUUUUGACUGUAAAGAUGUCGAAAUGAUAUCAGCUUUGACCCAAAUUCAAAUACUAUGUAUAAAUAAAACUCGAUCACUUGCAGGUCAUUGCGCCGAAGUGGAAAAUGGCCCCGGAAAAUUUUACUGAAGACGAAAACCAUAAAACUGUCCAAGAACUGUACUGCUCGGCUGAAUUUAGAGGUGUAGAGAGCGAGCUUAUAUUCCUUUCGGCUCUAAAUAUCUUUUUUUCCGUCACUGCAUUUCUGGGGAACACUCUGAUCCUAGUUGCUCUGCACAAGGAAACUUCACUUCAUGCGCCGUCCAAACUCCUGUAUCGUAACCUGGCGAUAACUGAUCUCUGUGUUGGUAUAAUUACAGAGCCUUUGUUUGUGACUUACUUAACUUCUGUUAUGAAAGAAAGAUGGGAUAUUUGCCAUUACGCACAUUGGGCAGUAAGUUACACAGGUUUUAUUUUGUGUGCAGUGUCUUUAUUUACAUUGACUGCAAUAAGCGUAGACAGACUUCUCGCCUUGUUGCUGGGGCUCAGAUACAGACAAGUUGUAACUUUGAGAAGAACAUGUAUAACUGUGACUGGUUUUUGGAUUUUGUCCAUAGUCAGUGCAUCUACUAUCUUUUUGAAUCCUCGUAUAACUUCAUGGUAUCAAUACAUAGGUACAGCUUUGUGUCUGGUCACCACAAUCUUCGCUUACGCAAAAAUUUUCGUUACUCUGCGUCAUAACCAAAUUCAUGUUCAGAGCCAUGCUGCUCAAGGACAACUGAGCCAACCAAUUCCACUGAACAUAGCUCGAUACAGAAAGGCGGUAAACAGUGCACUGUGGGUGCAAGGAACGGUAGGUAUUUGUUAUCUUCCAUAUAAUAUAGCGAUCUUUUUGACACCUCAGAGAGGGAUGUCUUUAUCGAUCUACCUUGCCAGGAACUUCACAGCUAGCAUGCUUCUCUUAAACUCGUCAUUAAACCCGUUGCUGUACUGCUGGAAGAUCAGAGAAGUGAGGCAAGCUGUAAAAGAAACAUUAACGCAACUCUGCUGUUGA
Messenger RNA from Porites lobata, 5973 nucleotides. NCBI's taxonomy places the organism in Eukaryota, Metazoa, Cnidaria, Anthozoa, Scleractinia, Poritidae. The record is from the annotation of a GenBank genome assembly.